Messenger RNA from Paramisgurnus dabryanus, 4686 nucleotides. It is a transcript of the gene kcnj6, whose product is annotated as potassium inwardly rectifying channel subfamily J member 6. Gene Ontology annotation, cellular component: plasma membrane. Gene Ontology annotation, biological process: regulation of monoatomic ion transmembrane transport; potassium ion import across plasma membrane. The record is from RefSeq and is a predicted model, not a curated record. NCBI's taxonomy places the organism in Eukaryota, Metazoa, Chordata, Actinopteri, Cypriniformes, Cobitidae. Gene Ontology annotation, molecular function: G-protein activated inward rectifier potassium channel activity.
UGCUCAAGUCUUUGCUUCAUUAGAGAUCAUGUCAGAAAGGGAGGAUGAUGAAGGGGCUUUAUGUGUUUCUUGUGGGCAGAAAGGUGAAAUGCUCGCUGGACUGAGGUGAACACAGAGCUGGAGAUGAUGAAGAUCUGAAUGAACGCACUAUCGGGUUCAGAACCUUCCAGAAGUCCAGAUGGAGCAGGAUGUCGAGAGCACCGUCACGGUCAGACAACCCAAACUGCCCAAGCAGGCACGAGACGAUAUCCCCAAAGUGCUGCAGGAGAGAGAGCGCAGCAAGCAGAAGAUCCAGCGUUACGUUCGGAAAGACGGCAAAUGCAACGUUCACCACGGAAACGUACGCGAGACCUAUCGCUACUUAACGGACAUCUUUACCACGCUGGUGGACCUCAAGUGGAGGUUCAACCUCUUCAUCUUCGUGCUGGUUUACACCGUCACAUGGCUCUUCUUCGGCUUCAUGUGGUGGUUGAUCGCGUACGUACGAGGAGAUCUGGACCAUAUAGGAGACAACCAAUGGACUCCUUGCGUCAACAACCUCAACGGGUUUGUGUCCGCGUUUUUAUUCUCUAUAGAGACGGAGACGACCAUCGGGUACGGCCACAGGGUGAUCACCGACAAGUGUCCGGAGGGGAUCGUCUUGCUGUUGGUGCAGUCCGUGCUGGGCUCGAUAGUCAACGCCUUCAUGGUCGGCUGUAUGUUUGUGAAGAUCUCGCAGCCAAAGAAGCGCGCCGAGACUCUGGUGUUCUCCACCAACGCCGUCAUUUCCAUGCGCGACGGCCGGCUGUGUCUGAUGUUCCGUGUAGGGGAUCUGCGCAACUCCCACAUCGUGGAGGCGUCGAUCAGGGCCAAGCUGAUCAAGUCCAAACAGACCAAGGAGGGAGAAUUUAUUCCUCUUAAUCAAACGGACAUAAACGUGGGCUACGACACCGGAGAUGACCGGCUCUUCUUGGUAUCUCCGCUCAUCAUUUGCCAUGAGAUUAAUCAACAGAGUCCCUUCUGGGAGAUCUCCAAACAGCAUCUUGCCAAGGAGGAGCUGGAGAUAGUGGUGAUUCUGGAAGGCAUGGUAGAAGCUACAGGAAUGACGUGUCAAGCACGCAGCUCGUACGUUGCCAGUGAAAUAAAGUGGGGAUACCGCUUCACCCCUGUCUUGACCCUGGAAGAUGGUUUUUACGAAGUGGACUACAACAGCUUUCACGAUAUAUAUGAAACCAACACACCCAGCUGUAGCGCUCGAGAGCUGGCCGAAAUGACGGCGCGCUCGCGUCUGCCGCUCACCUGGUCUGUGGCCAGCAAACUGAGUCAACAGGGGGCGCUGGACUCGCGUGAUGACCCUCUGGAGAAGAGCCGUCAAACAGACGAGAUGACGGAGAGAAACGGAGACAUCGCCAAUAUCGAAAAUGAGUCAAAAGUGUAAGACGAAACAAGGACCCCGCCCUCUCCUCUGAACCGGCUGAGGUCAGAGGUCAGCUCAGGAAAGCGCCCAGAGUCGGGCGGAGGACACGAACAUCCAAUCACUGCACGUGCGCUUCUCUCUCAGCCCAAAGAGUGCAGCGUGUUGACGGAUGAACUGCAUGGUUUUCAAAAUGAUUUUUGUAAAGAUAAGAAAUGAUAUUUUCACAUUUGUAAUUUAAAGAUUAAAACCUAUAUAUGAAUAAUAUACAUAUAUAUAUAUACACACACACAAGUAUAUAUAUAUAUAUAUAUAUAUAUAUAUAUAUAUAUAUAUAUAUUCUAGGGCAUUUGCAUUUGUAUUUUUUGUAUGUAUAUAUAUACAUAUAUAUGUGUUUGGUUUGCGAUGUGUGACAAUUUGACCAGAGGUUGUCUGAUAAAUCUGACUCAACUGUACGUCUGUAUAUUCUGCCUUCUGAAAUAGAAACUCUUUGGGUUUCCAGACCUAUUUAACCACGCAUGGACAAAACAAUCCCGUUAGGUGAUUUUCUCUGAUGUACAUAAUUUAAAGUACUGUAGGUCAUAACAGUUAUGGCACAGCAGGUCUUUAUAUUGGAUGCAAAUCUGAAAUGUUUGAGCACUGCAGAGGUAAAUGUGGCAUAACUGGGCAGCGGUGUGUGCGCAGACAGCAGACGACUCCGGACCAGAUCCGCACCGGAUCCGGACUUCAGCCGCCUUUCCACUGUACAUGACAUUUAGACGCAACUGUCGGAAUUCGCCCCCUAGUGGCACUCGUCAUUAAAAGUUUAAUUGUAAAUCUGUGGCAACAUAGGAGAAAAGCUCAUUCCAGCGCAAGAGCCUUCAAUCUACAAAUAUUCACUGUAGUGGAAUAAAUGAAUACAAAUGAAUAAAAUAAUAAACAGCUAUGCAUAUAUGAUAAAGACAUUUUGAAACAAGAUUAAAGUAAUAACGUAUACAUUUUAAAUUAAUAAUGUAUUACUUAUCAGUAACAAUAGUUUUUUUUAAAGGAUUAAAUUGUUACUAAUAAAGUUAAACAAAAAGGAUUAAAUAAUUUGUAAUACACUGAAAUACAUAACGUCUGGUCAGCGUACCGCAUGCAGGGCCUCAUUUAUAUAAUGCUGCGUAGAAACCAUCCUAAAUUUAAUCUUACGAUCAUUUAUCAAAAAUGCAGAAUCGGACAGGCAAAAGUGCGUACAUAUGUUGAGACCCUGAUGUGGCGCUAAGCACUUUUUUCACGUCAAAGAGAAAGUUUUUAUAAAUAUGGACUUUGCUGUGGAUUUUUGCGUACGCACAGUUUACGAUCAAAUCUGUCAAAAUAGAUCCGAUCAAACAGAUCUGAAAAUGACGUAUCUGCAGGUCGGCCCCUCACGCAGCCCAUUUGUGACUCUCCAUAGGGAAUGACUUGGGGUUUAUUGCCCAUCGUGUGCAGUUAUAAGGCCGCUUUUGGCCCAGAUGCAGUGCGGAUCCGGCCCGGAGUCGUCUGUUGUGUAUGUGUGUCUGUGUGUGAACGUGUGUAGUUGUGCAUGUCUGCCCAAAAUAUCCUUCCGUCCUAAAAGCAGGACUUUUUAUUCAUGUUUACCACCUGUUCUUCAUUAUCAUAAUUUGGUUAUUUGCCAUUUAAACGCAAAGGAUUCUUUCACCUCCAUUACAAUCCCGUCAUCAUUACUCGCGCCCUCAGUUUAUCUGAACUCUCCUGGAGUUUAUAAUAGUGACCCGUGUCUGUCAAUAAAGUCUCAAUGAUGUUUUCUAUUCUGGGAUAAACGGAAAUGAAACUUUAAUAUUCUGCAGUAGAUUUCCAUUGUGAUGUUCAAACUCACAUUAAUGUGCCAUUAUGAAUCAGCGAUUUGAAUCCUAAUGACAAUCAAAUUUGCAGUCUGAUCUCUGUAAAAAAUAUUUGCCGUAGUUAUGCACCAGCAACUUACUGUAGAUUUAUAUUGAUGUUAUUUACUGGCAAGAGUUUGUUCAAAGUUAAAUGAACAUUAAACAUGAAGAAGUCUUUAUCUUUACAGCAGUGGUUCUCAAACUUUUCUGGUGUGUGGCCCCCCUGUGUACGAUGCAUCCCUUUGUAGCCCCCCUAAGAAAAUUUAAGACAUUAAACAUUCCAAAACUUCCAAAAUUUGAAUGAAACAAAACAUAUUAAAGUAUACAAUUUAGUGCUGUUUGAUAGUAGACUUAUUUUGCUGAGGUUUAAUUACACAGAGUUUAUGAUAAAUUGAAUGUAUUUUUUAAAUGUCAUUAAACUGGGCCCCCAGUUUGAGAACCACUGCUUUACAGAAUAAAACUAUUAAAUAAGAGCCUCAUGCAAAGCAUCCUGGGAACCAGAAAUCCUCAUCAACCUUUUUCUGUUUUUUUCUUCAGAUUUUGUUUCCCAGAAUGCUUUGCAUGAAUCUGUUAUUUUAUAGUUUUAUUCUGUAAAGAUAAAGACUUCUUCAUGUUUAAUGUUCAUUUAACUUUGAACAAACUGCCAGUAAAGAACGUCAAUGUAAAGUUACUGGAUAACAGCUGGCAGUAACCCUGUCAUUUCUACAGACAUUUUUUUAAGAGUAUGAACAAUGUCGAGAUCAGUGAGAAUAAACAUCAAUCUUCUGAUGAUUUGAUUUUUAAGAGAAUUCUUAAAAUAGAAAGAAUCUUGAGUGGUUUCUCAUCACAGACGCUCAGUUUGUUUUUCUCCAUUUUGUCAGACAGAAGCAGCUGAUAGAAGUCCGACGUGUCCCUCACACCCAAAACCAAAGAGCCGAACCUUCACAUCUCAAGUUAAAGCGUGACGUCAUUCCUGCAUCCACAAUCACAUAAAGUUCUUUUAAUUUUUGUUCAAUAACAUUUAAUAAGAUCAUAAUAAAAUCUCACUGAGAGAGGUUACAAAAAACAACUCUUUGGGGCGGUUUCCCGGACAGGGAUUAGAUUAGUCCUAGACUAGAAGAAAUUUAAGAGCUGUCCAAACCGAAAACAACUUUCACGGACAUAUCUUAAAAUACAUCAGUGCUCUUUGUUUUGGACACAGGUGUUGUUUUUAGUAAGGCAUGUUUGUUAAAACAAGUUAUAUUUCCGAAUUAAACUUAUGCCUAGUCCUGUCUUAAACUAAUCCCUGUCUGGGAAACCACCUCUUUAUAAUAAAUCCCCCAUGAAGCCUUGAUAAGAAAGAAUCAAAUGUGUCUAUGCUGUCUAUUAAGUGCCCUUUAAACUCCCUGCUGAUCGCAAGCCAUUCAAAUGUUGUCUGAAUUUUGUUCAGUUUAUUCACUUGGGAAAUAAUAAAUCAGGAAGAUUAACAUUUAA